Schistosoma turkestanicum is the source of this 3504-nucleotide messenger RNA. The record is from the annotation of a GenBank genome assembly. NCBI's taxonomy places the organism in Eukaryota, Metazoa, Platyhelminthes, Trematoda, Strigeidida, Schistosomatidae.
AUGACUUUAAUUCCGCCUAAUUCCUAUAAAGUGAUUGUUUUUCAAUGUGAAAUGAAUCUAUCGUAUGCUGAGAUUCGAAAAAAAAUGGCCAUUCGAAAUGAUGAAGUUACAUUUCAAGGAUUAGAGAUUUUAUCAUUGAAUAAACGAUCAGAAUAUGAAUUGAAAAUUCCAAUAGAAAUCAAUUUUGCUACAGCAAAUAUCACACUAGAAAAUAAUGGUGAACUUUAUUUUAUACCAACUCAUGUUGGUUCAUUUACACAAAAAGAAUUCAAUAUUAGAAAUAGUUCACCUUAUCAAGUAGAAUUUUGUUGGGAGAUUAACUCAGACGAUAAAACGGAAUUGGAAGUUUAUCCAAUGAAAGGAAUUCUAUUACCAUAUGAAAUACAAUCACAAUUGUGGACAUUUCAUCCAACACAAAUUAUGAAUCGUAUGUUUAAACCACGUCUUAUGUAUUGGCGAUGUGGUAAACAAUUUCAAAAUGGUUCUACGCAUGACAAUUUCAGUCAAUAUUCACAUGAAAUCAAACAAAUCGAAUUACGUGUAGUCACAAUGUCUGGCAGCGUUCAAUUAUCCAUUGAUCCGGAGACAAUCACUUGUCAACCAUUACUGGUUAACACAUCAGCCAGUUAUAAGAUUCAUUUUCAUAAUCGCAGUAUAAUAUCAACUCAUUUCUGUACAAUAAUUAAACCAAUAUUCAAUGAAAAUAAUCAAAAUUUAAAAUUGGAUGAAUUUAUUACGGUAGACUGUAAUGAGAAUUCAAUUAGUGGGCAUUCGACUAAAUCGAUUACAAUUUCUGUUUGUCCAAAAUUAAAAGGAAGCUUUUGUUUUCAUUUAUUCUAUCGUUUAUAUACUACUGCUGAAAUGAAUAGUAGUCAAAAAAAUUCGGACAAAAUUGCUGAUGGAAUUCAUAGGAAAUCAGAUGAGACACAUAGAAAAUAUUUAACUGAUGAAAUAUUAGCGACAACAAUAUUUAUUGAAUCAGUUUAUCCUACUCUACAAAUUACUGAUAUUUAUGGUUCAGGCAGUUUGAAUACAAUUAGUCCAGUGGAAUUAUGGCGUAGUUUAGAUAUAGAUAGUUUAAAUGUCAGUUUAGAAGCUGAUCCAACAGAGUAUGAAUUAAAAGAUACAAUCACUAGUCGUCCACUUUAUCGUGAUCAUCCUAAAUCAUUUGACUGUCGUGGACCAGAAUUCGAUUUAUUCAUUGGUACAUCAGUUCUAGCCAAAGAUGUUGAUAUCAAUCAUUAUUCAAAGGCAUUAUUAUGCUUUCUAGUGGAGAAUUCCAGUUUGAUAGAUAUUGAUUUCAGUUUUAUGUUUCCGGAAGAUUUACGUAUUGAGCUGCCUAAAUGGGCAGAAAGUGGACAUUAUGAAGAAGUGGAACUUCAACAGUUACAUAUUGAAAAUCAUUCUUUAAUUGAUAUUCAACCAAGACGUUGUUUAUUGAAAUCGGGCGAAUCUACUGAAAUCAUGCUAACAUAUUAUCAUAAUUUCUCUGGUUGUCAUCAAUUGCCCAUACUUUGGAAAAUUAAUGGUGGACGAGAAAUUAAAUUAAAUAUCAUUGGAAUUACAUUACCAUUAAAUCAACCCUACUUGCAAUUAACUACAACCAAUCGUAAAUUUAUAUUUCAUCCAACUCCAAUCGGUUUGGGGGAUUUUCGUUUAGGUUAUUUAUAUCAAAUGAAAUUCCGUAAUCCUAGUUCAUGUAACAUACAUUUUCGUAUUAGUCCGCUCAAAUGGUUCACAACAAAUCAGUUAAGUAAAACAAAAUUAAAACAUGUCGACAAAGAUAAAGAAGAAAUUGCUACUGAUGAAGAAAAUUCAUUGAGUUGUUAUAAUUUACCAAUAUUAUAUUGUGUACAACAAGAAGGUUUGAUUAAAUCAAAUGAAUUGUAUGCAUUAGAAUGGAGAUUUCGUCCGAUUGAAACAAAAACUUAUAAUGCUUACUGUUACAUUCAUAUUAUGGAUGCUGAACAAUCGUCAACUAAUAAUCAACCAGCUUAUACUGAUACAAUCUUAUUAGAAUUAAUAGCUAUUGGUUACGAUCCAAAACAAUUGGGACCAAAAGAAAUCAUAGCCAAUCCACAACGUGUUCGAAUCCCGACUGUUAUGGAGAAUCCUAUCAUCUCGUUAGAUCGAAAUUCCCAGUCAAUUAUUGAUCAAUCCAACGAAAAUGACAUGAAUGAGGAAAAGUUUCCUCCACUUAUACGUCGUAUAAAAACUCCCAUUGAUUCAUGGAUUAGUUUGUCACAUCAUCUGAUCGAAUUACAUCGUAUUAUUCUUGGUACAUGUUGUAGACGUUUAAUUCAUAUGACCAAUCGAUUUAGCUGUGAUGUCAUUAAUCGAUUACCUGUGAAUAAUCGUUCAAUUUAUCGAUUUCGAUGGUUUACUGAAUUUCCAAAUGAUAUGGAGAAUGUCAGUAUUAGUCCAAGAGUGGGAAGAAUUAAACCUGGCCAAACAAUUCAAGUACUUAUCACUUUCACAGCCAGUGGAUUACCACGUUUUACUGAGAUAAAUUUAAUUUGUGAGUUAAUCGAUGAACAUGAAGAGAAUAAAUAUUGUGAAGAAUUCAAAGCUUGGCAAUCGGAAAUCGAUCGAUUGAAAGUGGAAUUUACAAUCACCGAGAGUGAUUUAAACAAACAGAAAACAAAACCAGAGAGCAUAUCAUUAGAAUCCAGUGAAAUUGAUAUGGAGAAAUUUUGUCAAAAAUGGCCAAAACCAAUUCAACCUAAACCAGUCUAUGUUUAUUUGACAAUCAAUGCAGAAAUAAUCAAUGAAGAAGCGGCGAAAAUUUAUGGUGUAAAUAAGGAUGGGAAGACUUCAUUUAUUGAUUAUACACAAUUUUUAAAUUCAAAUCAUUCAACCGCGAAAAUAAUCAGUUUAAACAAAAUACAAGAUCAUAUUUGGAAUUUAUAUCAACCAUUAUUCAAUGAUUUAUUAAUCAGUUUAAUUAAUAAUUUAAUAUUCAGUAGUGAAUUUGUACAAAUUAUACAAAAAGUUGUUAGUCCAUGUGAAAAAAACACAAUUCCUACUUCACAAUUGAACAAUAUUGAACAACGCAUCGGUGGUACUCAUCAUGACGGUGCCGCUGAUAAUGAUGAGGAUGAUGAUGGUGACGAUGAUCCGGUACCAUUAUGGAUCCAAAUAAAAUCUGAUCAUUUGCAUAAAUUUAAUGACCUCGUAUUCACAACUAAUCAAUCAGAUGAUAUGAAUCAACCGCCAAUCAAUGAAUUGAAUAACUUGAUACCGGAAAUAGUCAAAGAUAGAAUUCAUAAACAAGGUAUGAAAAGUAUGUAUGAAGAAACUGUGGAUAGUAUGUGUAUACAAAAUCCAGUUAUUAUAUCACUAAUUGAAGAUGCUUUAGCCGGUAUGUUAAAUAACAUUUUAGAUGAAGUCAACAAUAAAGAAUUUGAAAUCACUACAAGACCAAGAAUUAUUGCGCUACCACCGACAAAAUGACUCAUACUUACUUGCACUACACAGAAUAAAAUUGAACAGAAAUAAAUCAGC